Messenger RNA from Fulmarus glacialis (Northern fulmar), 2039 nucleotides. RefSeq names its product poly [ADP-ribose] polymerase 4-like. Gene Ontology annotation, molecular function: NAD+ poly-ADP-ribosyltransferase activity. The record is from RefSeq and is a predicted model, not a curated record. Lineage: Eukaryota; Metazoa; Chordata; Aves; Procellariiformes; Procellariidae.
AUGUGGAAGACCUGUCAUCUGCUGAAAAUAAACAUGCCACAAAGAAAAAUGAAAACAACGAUUCCAACCUUACUAUUAUUGAAGACAGUGAGAGAGGAAUUGAGUCCAAAGUGGGGACUCUUAGAUUUUACAGUGAAAAUGAUCAAGACAUUCCUUUUUUCCCCCAAGAUUUUGAAGUUGCAAAAUACAGUGUCCUUGAAAAAGUUAACUCCAAGGAAAGCAAAGAUUUGGUAGUUAUUGAAUUCCAGUGUUCCCAAAAGCAUUACAAGUUUCCGUUUCGACUAUAUGCACACUUCAGUGCAUCAAAUGGAACAAAGCUGUUAGAGCAGUGUCUGGUAAAUAAUACUGCUGAAGAAAUAAGAGAAAAGUAUGAGACUUUUAUUGCAGACUUGAAGUGCCAGGAUUUCUUGCUCAGAGAAACUUUUCCACCAGAAGCAGAAUCUUUGGCUUCUACAAAAUUGCAAAAGUUACUUCUAGAAGAAGCCAUCCAUUCAAGUGUCAUGUGUCAGGAAGUUAGUGAUUUUGUGGAAUUGAUCUGGGCAGAAGCUAUUGGCCACCUGUAUAGUUUACUACUUGAAUCAGUAAACAACAUAAGCCUAAAUGAUGUGAGCAAAGCAGAAGGUAUUUUACUCCAAGUAAAGAAUGCACUGGAUGAGGGAGCUGCUGAGGUGGCACUACAAGAGAUGAUGAUGGAAUUCUAUCAAGUUAUACGUCACAAAUCUGAAAUAGACUAUAACGUUUCCAAAAAGCUGCUAUCUAGAAAACAGGACCUGUGUCAGCUAAUCAGAGACAUGCUUAAUAUACAUCAAACAAAUAUGUCAUGCCCAAACCCAUCAGCUUUGGCCAAGUACCAGGCUCUGAGGUGCAAGAUAGAAGCUGUUGACUCAACGAGUUAUGAAUUUCUCAAUAUUGAACAACAAGUGUUAAAAAACAAUUACAAUGCCUGUCCAGUGCAAAUUUUACAAGUGUAUAGGGUUGGCAGAUUAACUGAAACAGCAGAAUUUCUGAGCAGUCUUGGAAACAUUCGAUCCUUAUUCCAUGCAUCGUCUGUGCGCAACUUCAUGGGAAUUCUUUCCAGAGGACUCCUAAUGCCAAAAGUGGUUGUUGAAGAUCGUGGCCUGGAAAGAACUGACAUUGGUAAUCUGGGCAGUGGCAUUUACUUCAGUGAUUCUGUUAGUGCCACUAUUAAAUAUUCUUCACCCAGUGAAAUGGAUGGAACGCGGCUCCUGGUAGUUUUUUACGUGGCACCUGGAUCCUGCUUAGAUUUGUAUGAACAAGAUUAUUCAUUAAAUAAUGCACCAUCAGGUUAGAGUGUGCAUGGAGUCCAUAAAACAGCAGACAUCUCUUCAGACUUUGAGGAUGACGAAUUUGUUGUGUAUAAAACCUGUCAGAUUAAAAUUAGAUAUGUUGUUAAGUUUUGCCUUGCUGAAGAUCAAAUAAAGCCAUUUCAGCCUGGAAUUUGGGUGGAACUGGAGCAAGAUAACAAUGAGCCAGAGUCGCAAUGUCACUUACAGCGUGAGAGCUGUGCAUCACCAAAUGCAAAUCUUUCAAAUCCUGUAAAAACCGGUCUUCAGGACAGAUUGGGAAAUCCUGUCCCUCUGGAAGGUGUUUAUAACAAGGCCAGGAUAAUAGACUUUGUAGCACAGAUAGAGUAUGUAGUAAUGUUUCAGACCUACACCAAUCAAAACAGUAAACCAAUUGAAGCUAAAUAUGUCUUUCCUUUGGAUGAUAAAGCUGCUGUUUGUGGAUUUGAAGCUUUUAUCAAUGGAAAACAUGUCAUUGGAGAGGUUAAAGAAAAGAAACAAGCACAUAGGGAAUAUCAGAAAGCUGUCAGUCAGGGUGAUGGAGCUUAUCUAAUGGACCAGGAUGCACCGGAUAUUUUUGUAAUAAGUGUUGGAAACUUAUCUCCAAAUUCUAAAGUUGGGAUCAAAAUCACCUAUAUCACUGAACUGAGUUUUCAGCAUGGUUGUAUCACCUUUCAUAUGCCUGCUUCUGUGUCACCAUGGCAACAGGACAAAGCAUUAAAUGAAAACAUGCAG